Molecule: messenger RNA, 2655 nt
Organism: Hibiscus syriacus
Lineage: Eukaryota; Viridiplantae; Streptophyta; Magnoliopsida; Malvales; Malvaceae
Product: subtilisin-like protease SBT1.6
Exons: 1
Coding region: 25-2352 (775 amino acids)
Biological process (GO): proteolysis
Molecular function (GO): serine-type endopeptidase activity
Source: RefSeq, a predicted model, not a curated record
CACUCACUUCACUCCACUCUUUCAAUGGCGACGUUAAUCUCCAGUUUUGUUCCUCUGUUUCUUCUUCUUUCGAUUUCCUCUAGUUUCUGGAUAUCGUUUUCCAGUGAUGAAACUAUUAAAACCUUCAUCUUUCGUGUAGAUUCUCAUUCAAAGCCGUCCAUUUUCCCCACACACUACCACUGGUACACUUCCGAGUUCGCCGAGCCAACUCGCAUCCUCCAUACAUACGACACCGUCUUCCAUGGCUUCUCGGCGUCUUUAACGGAAACCCAUGCUGCUUCCCUCAGUAACCAUCCUUCGGUUCUUGCUGUUUUCGAAGAUCGGCGCCGAGAACUUCACACAACUCGCUCCCCUCAGUUCCUCGGCCUCCGGAACCAGCACGGGCUUUGGUCGGACUCCGAUUAUGGAUCCGAUGUCAUAAUCGGAGUGUUCGACACUGGGGUCUGGCCCGAACGACGGAGCUUCUCGGACACGAAUCUCGGUCCGGUUCCUGCUCGCUGGAAAGGGGUGUGUCAAACCGGAGCCAGAUUUGUUGCUAAAAACUGUAACCGAAAACUAAUCGGUGCGAGAUUCUUCUCUAAAGGUCAUGAAGCGGCCGCUGGACCGGGUGGUCCGAUUGCUGGAAUUAACCAAACGAUCGAGUUUAUGUCGCCGAGAGAUGCUGACGGUCACGGAACUCACACGGCCUCUACGGCCGCCGGGAGAAAUGCAUUUCGCGCCAGCAUGGGAGGUUACGCUGCCGGAAUAGCAAAAGGCGUGGCUCCGAAAGCAAGACUGGCGGUUUACAAAGUCUGUUGGAAGAAUUCAGGCUGUUUUGAUUCUGACAUUUUAGCCGCUUUCGAUGCUGCCGUUAACGAUGGUGUCGACGUGAUUUCGAUUUCGGUCGGUGGCGGAGACGGAAUCUCCACUCCGUAUUAUCUCGAUCCCAUCGCAAUUGGAGCAUACGGCGCGGUUUCGCGAGGGGUAUUUGUUUCAUCCUCGGCUGGAAACGAUGGGCCUAACAUAAUGUCGGUUACCAACCUUGCUCCUUGGUUGGUUACUGUUGGAGCUGGAACAAUUGACCGGAAUUUCCCGGCGGACGUUGUCCUCAGUGAUGGGCGGAGGUUAAACGGCGUGUCGUUGUACUCUGGCGUGCAGUUAAAAGGAAAGAUGUACCCCGUGGUUUAUCCAGGAAAAUCUGGGGAGCUCUCAACUUCUUUAUGCAUGGAGAAUUCUCUUGAUCCUAACGUUGUUAAGGGAAAAAUCGUGAUCUGUGAUCGAGGGAGUAACCCAAGGGUGGCUAAAGGCAUGGUUGUGAAGGAAGCCGGUGGUGUCGGCAUGAUUCUUGCAAACGGUGCUUCAAAUGGUGAAGGUUUGGUCGGUGAUGCUCAUCUUUUGCCCGCUUGUGCUCUCGGGUCCGAUGAAGGGGAUGCGGUGAAAAAAUAUGUUUCGUCGUCGCCGAAUCCGAUAGCUACUAUUGAUGUUAAGGGUACUGUGAUUGGCAUCAAGCCAGCCCCUGUUGUGGCUUCCUUUUCUGCGAGAGGACCCAAUGGGUUAAACCCUGAAAUUCUUAAGCCGGAUUUGAUUGCUCCCGGGGUUAACAUUUUGGCUGCUUGGACUGACGCUGUCGGCCCGACCGGGUUGGACACCGAUCCGAGGAAAACAGAGUUUAACAUUCUGUCAGGAACCUCCAUGGCUUGCCCUCAUGUUAGUGGUGCAGCGGCUUUGCUUAAGUCGGCACACCCUGAUUGGAGUCCGGCUGCAAUUCGAUCCGCCAUGAUGACUACUGCAAGUAUAACCGAUAAUACAAAUCGGCCUAUGAUUGAUGAAGCAACAGGGAAGCCAUCCACUCCUUACGAUUUCGGUGCCGGCAAUCUCAAUCUCAAUCACGCAAUGGAUCCGGGACUUAUUUACGACAUUACUAAUAGUGAUUACGAGAUCUUCUUGUGUGCUAUCGGUUAUAAUCCUAAGUUAGUACAAGUUGUCACGAGGUCUCCGGUGGCUUGUCCAAUGAAGAAGCCAUUGCCCGAGAACCUUAACUACCCUUCAAUUGCUGCAUUGUUUUCAACCACAUCAAGGGGUCCAUCGAGCAAGACGUUUCUAAGGACCGUGACUAAUGUGGGUCAGGCAAAUGCCGUCUAUGUCACGAAGAUAGCGGCACCGAGAGGGGUUACCGUGACGGUGAAGCCGAUGAAGCUGGUGUUCACACCAGCAGUGAAGAAGAUAAGCUUUUUCGUGACCAUAACAGCAGAUAGUAAGCAUCUGGUGUUGGAUGAUGCAGGAGCUGUUUUCGGGUCACUGACAUGGACAGAUGGGAAUAACACGCAUGUGGUGAGGAUCCCCAUCGUCGUUACUCAACUCGAUCCUUUGUAAACCAGUAAGCUUGGGAUUUCGAUCGAUCAAUGUAGGUCUUGAUCGGUAUGAAUGAGUGGGGUAACUGAGUUUUUAAGGUAGCACAAGUGUAGAACUUAGUGAAGCACUUUGUUCCCUUUUUGUGUGCUUUGUUUUGUUCAUCUUUGGCAGGGGUAGAGGAUUAGGGGAGUCCUUAAAAAAGAAAAAGAAAAAAGCAGGGUUUGAGGGGUGAUUUAGUGCUGGUUUUUUACUUUAAUUUCUCUUCAUUAUAUAUAUUGUAUUUAUAAAGUUUAAGAAGAUUAUGCAAGACAGAAUAGUUUGAAG